Messenger RNA from Doryrhamphus excisus (bluestripe pipefish), 1611 nucleotides. The record is from RefSeq and is a predicted model, not a curated record. Lineage: Eukaryota; Metazoa; Chordata; Actinopteri; Syngnathiformes; Syngnathidae.
AUUUUUGUAAUGUCACGCCGCGAUUAAACAAGUGGUCUUGGAGGCCUCAAUUAGGUUGCGGAUAAUUUCUUCUACAACACUGAGCCAUACAACAACACGAGGGGAGGAGGAGUUGUAUGUGGACAAACAACUACAUUACAAAGCGUUUUGCGGCUCAAAGGUUUGGUGAGCAUUCCAUCCAACACUAAAAGGUUACGCAAGUUAUCAAAAUGGACCAAAAGUUAUUGCUGAGAGUUGUCAUUGAUGAAGAAGAUAUUAGAAAAGUAACUUUAAAUGAAAGACCUGAUUCCAUUGAAGAUUGAAAAAUGCAACUGAAGGAUCAUUGCUGAACUAUUGCUGCAGUAUGACUUUAAACUGCAGUAUGAAGAUCAAGACUUCAGUAAUGCUCUUUGCAAUCUCACUGAAAUAACAGACUUGCCUGAUAAAGCUACACUGAAAAUCAUCCCUCUCAUGACUCUGCAUGUAACAGCCCUGUCAUCACCAACCACAACUUCAGACACAGAGUGCAGCAACGCAAACACUGAGAUCCUCUCUAGUGCUGGAACAUCACCAUUGUUGAGGGAACAGUGGCCAGAUUUCUUUGACAUACCCAAUUUCUCAGUUGAUGUUGCAUACAGACUCAGACAAGGAGAUCUUGCUUAUAGUAUGAAAGAUGGCACACGAACAGCUCUGACAAGAGAUAUGAAGCAUGACAUACUGGAAAAGCUUGCAAAGACAAUGUACUCUUACAAGGCUUAUCCUGAAGACAACAACUUCAGCAAUGUUGCAAAAGCAUUGAUUAGCAAGCACCCUGGUCUAACUGAGCCUGGUCCUCAGCCUGGAUGGUACGGCUGGAAGAACAGUCUUAAAUUUAAGAUGGCUAACUACCGAACUAAACUUCGAAAAGCUGGAUGUGAGGAUGUCUCAAUCAAUGGGGGUAAAAGGAGCAAAGGCAACCCAGAGGGAGACUCAUCCAGCAAGAACAUUAAACGGCCAAAAAGGGGCGAAGCAAACUAUCUGCCGAAUUUACCAGAAGGACAUGAUGAAACAAGUCUUGAAAAUGACAGACAGACUCUUGUUGAGGAAAUGAAGAAAAGAAGACCAAAUGGCAUCCUCAUAUCCAAAGUGAUGGACCAGACAUUCCCACUACGCAGACAAGAGAUUGUUAAAAAUGAGCCUGAGGUGAAGAACAUGGUUGAAAGAUGGCCAGCAUUGUUCACUGAAAGACAGGUAGGCUAUAAUCAAAGCCGUGAGGCCAGAAAUAUCACUUGUAGGAACAUAAACUGUUGUUUUGUUUGUUUUACACAAGAUAAUACAAAUCAGUAUUUUCUGUUGGUGAGAAAGUGGCAUGGACUAUUGUCAUUUGUUAUACGGUGUUACACCUUUAGUAAGCUGGAAGCAUACCUCAACUUUCUAUGUUGCAUUCCCAUUAUAGUCGGCGAUGACUCCAGUGAAUUCUACAAGACAUGCUUGGAUUCAACAAGAGAUGAGGUCCUAGCAUCUGUUACAGUUGGUGUGCUCAUGUUCUCAGCGAAGACGGUCUUCAAGAGGAUCCAAGCUCAAAGCACCUUCAGACAAUCUCCACAGCCAUCGUACUUGAGGGAGGAAAGUGUUGUUUUAACCCAGGACUGA